Molecule: messenger RNA, 786 nt
Organism: Trichoderma virens Gv29-8
Lineage: Eukaryota; Fungi; Ascomycota; Sordariomycetes; Hypocreales; Hypocreaceae
Exons: 1
Coding region: 1-786 (261 amino acids)
Source: RefSeq, a predicted model, not a curated record
AUGAACUCACCAGCCCUCCGAGGCGCUGGACUGGUCGUUCUCCAGGCUCUUCGAGUGGCCACCGUCAUUACCCUCCUGGUUGCCGGCGCCGCCUGCUGGAUUCUAAUCAUCAACGUCGAGAAGAACAAGCCAUACUUCAUCUUCGAAUGCUUCACGCUCUUUUUCGUGUCCGUUUUCUGCUCUUUACUCGCUGUUUCGGAACUCGCAUUUGCAGAAUUUAUCAAGGUUUACCUACGGCGCAUGUGGCCGGUCCUGUCCGACCACCACGGACUUAGUUGGCUGGGCUUUGGAAUGAUCAUCAUCGGUUGCAACAUCUUGGGAAUGCUUAAUCAUGACCUGAAAAUGUCCUCUGCCCUGUCAUCGCUGGUGCUGGCCGCGGGCAUCCUGGCCUUCAUCUUCGGCUUUCUCAACGUCGUCUGCUCCUUUAUCUGGUGUGAUAGAAAGGAGGGCAUUACGUCUCGCGACAUUCGCGCGAAUGGCUCGCUGGCACAAUCGCAACGCCAGUAUCCCGACUACGAUACCAAUGGCCGGUCAUCUCCUGUCAGAAACGAAAAGUACAGGAGCAAAAUUGCCUCCAUGUUUUGGAAGAAGGACAAGGAGCAAUUCGUGAACGGGCAGCCAGACAUCAGCCCUCCCUAUGUCAGCCACUAUGCCCGUGAUAUCGAAGCACAGAGCGACAGCCCCAUCAUUCCUGGACUAAAGCGCCCCGACACGGCUUUGCACCCAAUGAAUAGCCGCAGCAGCCGCAGCAGCCGGUAUUCGGAGGCCAAUAUGUCACGAUUUUGA